AUGUUGCCUCCACUUCUUAUACUAUUAUUCACCAUUUUAGGGAUUGAGAUCAUUGCUGGCUUUAUGGGAAAUGGAUUUAUUGCAGCCCUAAUUGGCAGUGAUUGGAUCAGAAAUAGAAAAAUCUCUUCUUCUGACAUGAUCCUGAUCUCUUUGGGCAUAUCGAGAUUUGUCUUGCAGGGGACCAUAAUAGUGUACAUCCACAGUCUCUACUUUCCAGGCAUGCCCAAGCUGGCUACUUUAUAUAAAGCAUUCUGUAUCUUGUGGAUGUUCGUAAACCAUGCCAGUCUGUGGUUCAGCACCUGGCUCAGUGUCUUCUACUGUGUGAAGAUUAUCAACUUUACGCAACUGAUUUUACUGCGAAUGAAGCUGAGAAUUUCUGGGAUGGUUCCCUGGUUUCUUCUGGGGUCAGUGCUGGUCUCUUCUAUCACCACAUUGCCAAUGUUUUGGAUUUUUCCAAGCAUUUCCUCCCACAACUCUACUGGAAAUCAUGUAAACAACUCUGUGAAGACCACUGCUUUGGACACCUCAUCGCUCAGCAUUGCUUCUCUUUAUUGCGCAGGUUGUUUCUUUCCUCUUACAAUAUCAUUCUUCACUUCAGUCCUGUUGAUUGUUUCUCUGUGGAAGCACACCAAAAAGAUGCAACACAACACAACCAGCUGCCAAGAUCCCAGGACAAACGUUCAUGCAAAUGCCAUUAAAGCUCUGGUGUCUUUCCUUAUCCUCUAUCUUUCCAGUUUCAUCGCUCAAAUCCCUUUGAUACUGUUAGCUUCGCAAAAUAGCCAUAUCUGGGAAGUUGCAGUCUCAUUAGUAGUGGUUGCUGCAUAUCCAUCAGGACACUCCAUUAUCUUGAUCUUAAUUAAUUCCAAACUGAAACAGGCAUCAGUGAGAUUGUUCAACUAUACAAUGUACCCUCUGACAAAAGGGACUCCUUAA
Molecule: messenger RNA, 933 nt
Organism: Alligator mississippiensis (American alligator)
Lineage: Eukaryota; Metazoa; Chordata; Crocodylia; Alligatoridae
Product: taste receptor type 2 member 40-like
Exons: 1
Coding region: 1-933 (310 amino acids)
Biological process (GO): detection of chemical stimulus involved in sensory perception of bitter taste; sensory perception of taste; G protein-coupled receptor signaling pathway
Cellular component (GO): membrane
Molecular function (GO): bitter taste receptor activity; G protein-coupled receptor activity
Source: RefSeq, a predicted model, not a curated record